Parasteatoda tepidariorum (common house spider) is the source of this 3760-nucleotide messenger RNA. Its product is annotated as single-strand DNA endonuclease ASTE1. The record is from RefSeq and is a predicted model, not a curated record. NCBI's taxonomy places the organism in Eukaryota, Metazoa, Arthropoda, Arachnida, Araneae, Theridiidae. Gene Ontology annotation, molecular function: nuclease activity.
ACCAUGCGAGGGAUACAGCUGGAUGGGAUAGAGAUAAGAAAAUAGAAACUGCGCACAAAUAGUUUCUUAAUGAGUUUCAGUUUGUGUUUGGUUUUUUCUAUAUUUAGUUCGUAAUUCUAACAGUCAGUUUAAGAAAAUCGUAAGAGAUGGGUGUGAGAGGUUUAACGAGUUUUAUUGAGGCUCAUCCGGAACUCACUAAGCCCUAUAGACUCCAUGAUUGUACGGUGGUUAUUGAUGGAAAUAAUCUAAUUCAUUUUUUGUAUUCAUUUUAUAAGAUUAAUUGUGCUUACGGAGGUGAUUACAACACAUUUGCCACCAAAUCAAAGUCUUAUUUUUCAACAUUUAAAGAGUGCAACGUGAAGCCAGUUGUCGUCAUUGAUGGUGGUCUCGAUAAAUCCGAUCUAACAUUUCCAAAUCAGAUGGAAAGAUGGAAGGAUAGAAUCAUUCGAGUGGAACAAGCAUCUGCUACAGGAAAAAGUACUCAUCCCUUUCUUCCAACAAAUGCAAUCGAAGAUUUCAAGAACAUUCUUUCAAAUCUUGACAUCCCAUUUACACAGUGUGAGUACGACAGUGACGCUCAAAUAGCAGCUCUGGCGAACCAUUUCAACUGCCCCGUUCUUAGCGACGAUGGUGAUUUUUUCAUAUUCGAUGUCAUAAGUGGUUACAUAAAACUCUCUAGUUUCAGUAAUUUUCUGGUGCAGACAUUAGAAGACAAGAUUACAAAAUAUUUUACGUGCAAAAUUUAUCAUUUAAGUACAUUUCUGUCGCAUUAUCCGUUAGUGGACAAAAGCACUUUACCACUUCUGGCUUGUAUUGCUGGCAAUGAUUAUUUUAAAUUCAACAAAAUAAAAGCAAUAGCUCAACAUGUUUAUCCUGUACAAGGACAGAAAAUACCACAAAUUCUGAAAUGGCUCAGCAAUCGUAACUACAAUGAAGCUGUCGAACAGUUGUUGCAUUAUAUCCACACAGAAAGCCGAGAGAAGUUCAGAAUAUUGUUAGAGCAUUCCGCGAAUUCUUAUCGGGUAGAAAAUUUUGAUUUAUCAUAUUUAUUUGAGAAAAACAGCCCUUCGUGUGCUACCAAAUCAAUUUUACAUUCAAAGCUUGUCACUCCAUGUGGUACGCCAUUUCCCAAUGAAUAUAUAUUGAAUCAUAUCAGGGGAAAUAUACCAUCUUAUUUUUUAAACGUGAUGAAUUUGCACCGAAUUUUCCAUUCUCCUCAAGUAGGAGAUCUCCACGAGCACGGUAGCUCCAAGUGCAGUCGUUUUGUUCGUCGAGUUCUUUAUGGAGUUCUUUUUCAACAUGAAACUUCCAACUUUGAAUAUCAUGAAUUAGUUUGCUUGCGUGACGUCUGUGAAUAUGACACGUACAAAGGAAUGGAAGUAUGUUUCAAAAUUAAACCUUUAUUUGUGCUUCCUAGUGGAAAAACCGUCCCUAAACUUUACGAAAUAAAACUUAUGAGCAAAACAGACAGACUGGAGAUUUUAGCCGAGGUGAUGGGCGUUAAGAAAGUCUACCUUAGAACAAUUCUCCCCAAUUGGCAACUUUUAUUCGGGGUCAUCAAGUAUUGGCUGCAACACUGCUCACCUAAGCCUACCAAAGAAUUUUUAGUAGCUUUAUUGUUAAGCCUUAUUUACUUCAAUGUACUAUUGAAACCGAAUUUGAAAAUUAACAAUGUGAAAGAGAACGCUUUUGAUGAUCUAAAAAGAAUUUAUUCUCUACUUGAUAAAAUCACGCCAAGCGAGUCUCUCUCUGCUGUUACAAAUUUGGAGAAAUAUGCAUGUCUACGCAUUUUAAAUGGGAGAUUUGAUGUCUCCGUCAUUCAAAAUUACAAUCAAUUGCAAAGUUGCUUAGCGUAUGCUAUAUCAUUGAAUAAACUGUUGGCAUCGCCGUUAAAAUCGCCAAAUAUCAGUGAAAUCUUUGAAGGCACCAUGUUACAUAAUCUGACCAAAAAACUUACAGCGGUUCGUGACUCAAAAAGUUUCAUUAAAUCUUUGUUGGGAGAUAGAACACCGUGUUAUAAAAUUUUUAUCCUUCUUUUAGAGAAAGUAUUACAAAACGUUUCAAACGAUUUUCCUUGGGAAAAGACAGUUAGAAAAGUAGAAAGUUCAAAGAUAAGAACUUCUAAAGUAGUGCUUACUCUUAAAAACGACAUAAGCGUUUCUAACAAAUUUGAAUGUUUAAAUAUUUCUGUGGACUGAUAAGAGCUGUACAAUUAAAACUUAAGAUUGCUCUGACUUUGGUGAAAGGAUGCUCUUAUUACCAGAAGACACAAUUAUCAUGUCUAUUAUGAUUGGGAGCCAUGAUAUUUAGAUAAAUGUUGUUUAAUAUAAGUAUUAUAGUACUUUUUUUGUAACAUAUUUCCAUAAUUUUUUAAUAUUUAAGUUGUUUUCUAACUGUGCUGAAUUAGAAUAUCUAUGUUUAAUUUAGAUUUUUUUCAAUUAUUAUUCGCUCAGGUAUGAUACUUGUUACCUUUGCUGGAAUUUUUUUUAUUAAAUUGUGUACACAGUGUGCAAAAAAAAAAUGGAACACAAUGAAUAACUUUUGCUCUAGUGAUCGGAUUUUCACAUACUAGGACUCAAUCUUACUGGCCUGACUUCAAGACUUUCAAGAGUCUCAAAUACACCUCAAAUAUACAAAAUAAUUAAUGCGGAUGAUAUUUUAAAUUACGAAAUCUGAGGCAAAAACGCACUUUCUUUGAACAAUUUUUUCCCCCGACAGAUUCUAGACUCUGAAAAUAUAGAGGGUUGCCGUAAUCUAGAAAUUAUGAUUCCAGUAGUUUGGAGCUCUUUAAUGUUAAUUUUACUUUCUGCUUAUUUAGCUAUCGAGAAAUUUUAUGGCAAGUCGAAAACUUUUUGCGCAGAAUUUAAAAAUUCGUAUAUUCAACGAAUAAUUCCAUGCAAAAAAUAACUUUUAGUUAACAUUUAUUAUUUUAUUUAAUAACAGUCUAAAAAUUUUUGACUUGCAAGGUAUGCAAUCUUUUUACGUCAUUUUAAAGAAUGUAAUUUAUGUGACAAAAUACAAAACUUGAAAGAAAUGAUCGUAUAGUACUCGAGAAAUCAAGUUUUAACUAUACGACUUUUUUAAAAUUUGGUAAUUCAAAAGCUAUUCUUUUUCAAUUGCUCUCAAAUUUUGUUUUUCGCCAUUUAAGAUUACAUUCUUCAUAAUCAUGUAAAAUUUGUAUACCUAAGAUCCAUUCAAUUCUAUAUUUAUCAGGCUAUCAUUAAAUAGAAUAAUAAAAAAUAGUAAAUAUUUAUUGAAAAUUAUUACUUUUUUUUUUAGAAUUUUCUUUGGAUAGACCUAUUUUAUAAAUGGGGUUAACAUUUUUCGAUUUGCUAUAAAAGUUCUCGAGACAUGGCAAAAUAUACGAAAAGUAAAAUUAGCAUUAAGGGAUUCAAACUUUCGACUCAUCUUCUGACCAAACUAUUGACACCCUAUUUUCCAGAUUGCUGCUUUCCUCAUAUUUUGGGGGUCGGGAUCCGAGUCGGUUGAAAAUAAAGUUAUCUUUAGUCAGGGAAAGCACGAUUUUGUGUCGGAUUUCGUAUCUUAAAUUAAUGUCAGAUAUGAAAGUCAGACUUUCCAACCAAUAAACUUAAGUCUUAGCACGUGAAUGUCAGAAUAUUAGAUCAAAAGUUAUCUAGGAUGUUCCGUUUUUUUAAAAUUUUGUGCACUGUACCCUGUUAGAAUUAUCAUUCUAAAAUUACGUAAAGUAACCGAUUAAAAGUUGAAGGCAUUUCUAAUAAUUGUCUUCGAAUUCAUCUUU